Molecule: messenger RNA, 2028 nt
Organism: Saccharomyces paradoxus
Lineage: Eukaryota; Fungi; Ascomycota; Saccharomycetes; Saccharomycetales; Saccharomycetaceae
Gene: ALK2
Product: protein kinase ALK2
Exons: 1
Coding region: 1-2028 (675 amino acids)
Biological process (GO): mitotic cell cycle; intracellular signal transduction
Cellular component (GO): nucleus; cytoplasm
Molecular function (GO): histone H3T3 kinase activity
Source: RefSeq, a predicted model, not a curated record
AUGAAUUUUGAUGCUGUUGCAGAUCAGCAGAUGGCUGACAGAAGGUAUUUUGCUCUCGAAGUAGCAGAGAGUGAUGAUGCCGAUAGCUCAUUGAACUCUUCAUCCAUGGGAAGCCCCGCAGUGGAUGCAGGAAGAAAGGUUUACAAAAUUGCUUCGUAUAAGAAUUCGGUAGAAGAUGAGAGUCAAUCUUUGUUCACUUCUUCGGAUUCUCCAACAUCAAAAACAAGGCCUGCAGUUAAAACCAUCGAAAACGAUGAUAACUAUGGUAAAAGAUCUUCUACAGGUUCAUCACUCAAGCAACUCUUCAACAAAAUUGAUAUCAAUGAUACUACCCACUCUUCAAAUAAAGAAAAUGUAUCUCAGUCGCCGCUAUCGGAAAGUAGACUACUCUCUCCUUCUAAAAGGUUGUCGAAGCAAGGUUAUACAAAGUUAACAAAUUCCAAGUUUCGUACACCUUUGAGGCCCAUUUCAAACCAAUCAACUUUGUCAAGAGAUGGAGCGGUUAAAGAUUUUGGUUCACUUAAGUUUCGGAGUGGUGGUGACUCUAAACGCUUGAGUGACAAGAGGACAAGUUCCCAUGUUCAUUCAUCCAGCGUGAACUCGGUUAAUUCCUUCACUUCUACCACCUCUUCUUCGAAGUGGAAGUUCUGGAAAAACGAUAACCUAUUGUCAAGAUCAUUAUCUUCCAGAUCUGUAGACCAAGCCCCGAACUUUGUGGAGCCAAAACCAAUCAAUCAGUUACAAAAGAAAUCUUCAAUUUCAAGUUUUCACAAUUCUAUUUUUGGUGGUAGCAAACACACAGGCAAGAAGAGGGAUUCUGGAUUUAUUAUGCCUGACCAUCAGAGCACGAAGGAAUUAAACCAUAAACAUACAUCGUCAAACCUUUCCUUUAGAAGCUUGAAGCAUAAAACGUCACAUUCUUCACUAAAUAAGCUCAAGAUAAGGCGUAAAGGAAAUACACAAGAACUGGAUCGUCAAGUUAAACAAACCUGUCAGAUAUCAUUGCCUAUUCCAGACCAAGUGUCAAAGGACAAGAUUCAGUUGAAAUUGAAAAAUUCAACAUCAUUGGCAUCCCUAUCUUCAGAAGUUACUCCUAUAAACACUUUAGACUACAAUGAUUCGAUUUUGCAACAAAUAUUGCAACUUUGUGAUGUAGAAUAUAUUUUACAUGAUUUAUGCGAAGCCCAAUCAUUAGGCUUGUUUGCGUUGGAUGCUAGGUCAAUUCAGUUGUCUUGUAAUUUUUGGCAAACUUAUCAUAGCGAUAUGCAGACUUCAGUCAUUUGCAAGAAAAUAUGCCUAGGUGCCCUAAGUGAUUUGACUACUUCAAACUUAAUAUCCCUACAUGAGUUAAAAUCACUACGUUUUUUACAAGGGACUAGUGGUGUCGCCAAUUUACUGCAAGCUUAUGUUAUGCCCUCAAAUAAAAGUAGAGAUGACCAAGACUUGAUAUUAUACUUAUUUUUCAAAGACCAUGGAACUCCUCUGUCUAGAUGCUCUAAUAUUGAUCACCGUCAAGCAUUGUCUAUUUUCUGGCAGUGCAGCAGUAUUCUAUAUGUUGCUGAAUCGAAAUUCCAGUUCGAACAUAGGAAUCUGACUUUAGACCAUAUUUUGAUAGAUUCCAAGGGGAAUGUUACUUUGAUUGAUCUGAAGUGCUGUCGUUUCUUAAGUAUGGACAUCAAUAAAUCUUUCUAUACAAGAUUAGACCACCAUUAUUUCUUUCAAGGGAGAGGAACCUUACAGUUCGAGAUAUAUGAACUGAUGAGGAGUUUGCUGCCUCAACCGGUAUCCUGGGGUACAUUUGAACCAAGAACAAAUUUAUUAUGGUUAUAUUACCUAAGCACCAGCUUGCUAACAAUGACCAAAAAGACCGUGCGUACGGGCACUCUUAAUCAGGAAGAAAGUAUCUUGAUCAAGUUGACGCACUUACUCGAUCCUGCUCGUAAACAAUUCAAGACAAUUUUCAAAAAGGAACUGUCCAUAAGAACUUGCGGUGAUUUGCUAUCUUUAAAACAAGAAAUAAUGCAGUAA